GAAGCAAAAAAGGUUCGCAAAAAGAUUGACUGGCGCAUCAUGCCGCUCAUGGUCGUCACAAACACCAUUGGUGCUGUCGAUAAAAUCAUCGUCUCCAACGCCGCCUUGUAUGGAAUGAUUGAAGACACUCACCUCGUCGGACAACAGUACAACUGGGUGAUUUCAAUCUUUUACCUCGGAUGGCUCGUCGCCGAGUAUCCCGCCAACGCCAUACUCCAAAAAUUUCCCGUCGGAAAGACUGUCGGAAUUACCGUCUUUGGCUGGGGCGCCGUCGUAAUGUGUCUCGGGGCAGCAGAGAACGCGGCCGGUCUCCUUGUCCUCAGAUUCCUCCUGGGUGUCUUGGAGGCUCCCUCUUACCCGGCUUUCACCAUCAUCAAUACCAUGUGGUACAAAAAGGCUGAGCAGCCGCUUCGAAUGGCCUUGGCACUUGCGGGCUUCGCGAGUGUAAUGUUGAUCGCGGGUGGUGUUUCGUAUGGAAUUGGGAACCUGCAUACUGCCAUCGCCCCUUGGAAGCUCCUGUUCUUGGUAAUGGGAGCCUUCCAGCUUCUCUGGGGUCUGGUGCUCUAUAUCUGGCUACCUGAUUCUCCAUUAAAAGACAACUUUCUGAGUGGAAAGGACAAGUACAUUGCUCUCGACAGGGUCCGAGAAAACAUGAUUGGAAUCGAGAACAAGGAACUAAAGUGGUAUCAAGUCCGCGAAGCCUUUACCGAUUACAAGACAUACCUCCUCGUCCUCUUUGUCCUUAGCAUCCAUGUGCCAACAGGCGGCGUCGUCGCCUUUGGAGCACAGAUCGUAUCUGGUCUCGGCUUCAGCACGCUCGAGACCAUGCUCCUCAGUAUACCAACAGGGGCGACGCUGACCCUGUCAAGUUUCAUGGUGGCGGUUCCCCAGCUAUGGUUCAAGAAUAAAAGAUGCCUGGCAAUGGGCCUUUGCUGCAUAGUCCCUGUCGUUUGCUGUCCAUUGCUGCAACAUCUACCUCGUGAGAACAAGGUCGGCCGACUGCUGGCGUACUACUUCUUUUACUUCUUCUGGGGUCCAUACGCGACAGGUAGAUACCAUUACAAACAUUAUCGCUCCCAAGCUGACCUUCUUGGUAGCCAUCUCGCUGCCGAUGGGCAACGUAUCCGGGCACACCAAAAGCUAACGGUCAACGCCAGCAUUUUCGUUGCAUAUUGCGCUGCAAAUAUGAUAGGCCCCCAAGUCUUUUUCAUCCACGAAGCGCCCAACUACCCAACAGGGUACAAUACUUUGUUGGGAUUCGAGGUUGCUGCCAUCUGCUGCAUCAUGGCGUAUGCAGUGGGUUGCUUCAUUGAGAACAGGCAGCGAGAUCGAAAGGAGGGGAUCAAUGUCUCUGUAGGGGCGGAUGAACAAUUUGGAGACUUGACUGACUAUGAAAAGAGGGGAUUUCGAUACCUCUAUUAA
Molecule: messenger RNA, 1422 nt
Organism: Fusarium vanettenii 77-13-4
Lineage: Eukaryota; Fungi; Ascomycota; Sordariomycetes; Hypocreales; Nectriaceae
Exons: 6
Biological process (GO): transmembrane transport
Cellular component (GO): membrane
Molecular function (GO): transmembrane transporter activity
Source: RefSeq, a predicted model, not a curated record